AUGAAGGUGCCGAUGGCUUGGCAGGAAGACGACGAGAAAUGGUCUUGGGGUUACGCGACUGAUUUAAAGCCAAUUGUAAAUGUUAAUACAAAGUUGCAUAAUAGACUACAAAGAAAUCCAUGUGAUCCGGUAAAAUUACCUGACUUCAGAAUGCCGGGCCGCAGGAUUAGUCACACGAAAUGUUUGGAGUACAUAUGGGAUAUAAAAGAUAGAGAAGAUAAGGUCAUAAGAGACGAAGAAUGUAAAAAAUAUCGUCAGUCUCUAAACAAUAACACUGAAGAUAACCAGGUGUUUCAUACAGCUGGUGUCGGUGGACGGGACACUCUGCCAGGGGAAUUUCCACACAUGGGUGCCAUCGGUUGGACAUCAGCUUUAGGUUCAUGGAUAUUCAAAUGCGGUGGAUCUCUCAUCAGCACUAAGUUUGUGCUGACGGCAGGACACUGCUCCAAAGCUUCAGACAGGGAUACUACAAUCGCUGAUGUUGAUCCUAAGAUUGUAAGGUUCGCAGACAAAAACAUACUGGAUAUUGAUGACAACGGAUACAAUAAAGCUCAUUUAGACGUAAACAUCUUAAGAGUAAUAAAUCAUCCUAACUACAAACCUCCGAAGAAAUACAAUGAUAUAGCCCUCAUAGAGUUACAGAGAGAAGUGUCAUUCACUUCUUACGUACAACCGGCGUGCCUUUACACCGGUUCUGAUAAGGAACUGUACGCGCCGUCCACACCACCCACUAGCCCGCUUACCCCGUCCACACCUCCCGCUAGCCCGCUUACCCCGUCUAUUUCUCCCGCUAUCCCGCUCACCACGUCCACACCUCGCACUAGUCCAUUUACGCCGUCCACACCUCCCGCUAGCCCACUUACCACGUCCACACCUCCCACUAGCCCGCAUACCUCGUCUACAUCUCCCGCUUAUCCGCUAUCAGCUUCACCCUAG
This is a messenger RNA of Diatraea saccharalis (sugarcane borer), 936 nucleotides long. NCBI's taxonomy places the organism in Eukaryota, Metazoa, Arthropoda, Insecta, Lepidoptera, Crambidae. The record is from the annotation of a GenBank genome assembly.